Molecule: messenger RNA, 1042 nt
Organism: Daldinia decipiens
Lineage: Eukaryota; Fungi; Ascomycota; Sordariomycetes; Xylariales; Hypoxylaceae
Product: membrane-associating domain-containing protein
Exons: 3
Coding region: 287-862 (191 amino acids)
Cellular component (GO): membrane
Source: RefSeq, a predicted model, not a curated record
AAGUGUAGACUCGGGAAAUCUUGAUAAUUAACCAGCGAUGCCCCCCCGGGUCGCAUGAUCGUUAAGUUUUGUUGGCUGCUGCCUCUUUCUCUCCUCUCUUCGAUCUUCUUCCUGUUUUACCACAAACAAGCUGUGUAUUGUUCCCGUGCCUGGUGCUCUCUUUUUCGUCCUCUAGAAUAUUGUUCUCUUCUUUUGCCGCCGCCGUCGCUCCUUGCUCUUGCUAUUCGUACAAAUAACUCACUCUGUCCUCCCGGCGCGAAUUUAUUAUUAUUACAAUACCGAUUUUAUGACGACUACUUCGCAUCGUGACGCUCGUUUUCCCAACCGUGUACCCAAGCUCUCUACCACCAACAUGUCUUCCAAUAUAAUCUUCAUGGCAAUUCGAGCUGCCCAGCUUGUCUUUGGUAUUAUUCUACUGGGCCUCACGGCUUACGUUGCUAACUGGUACAAUGUGGAUGCAUUGACCUCUUCUCCCUCUCAGAUCAACUUGUUGUUAUUUGCUUCGCUAUACACAAUCGUGUCUGUCCUCUACCUGGAGUUGGCGCCGAGAUUUGCUCCCAAAUUCUCGCACCCCAUGGCUGCGUUUGGCCUUACGACCAGCAAUGCGCUCUUCCACUUCGCUGGCUUCAUCGCCCUCUCGGUCUUCAUGAGCAAGCUUCUAUUCUGCCGCGGCAGCGUGUGCGGUUCAGCUCAAGCCAGCGUUGCCUUCGGUGCUAUGGAGUUCCUCCUCUGGACUGCCUCUGCCAUGUUUUCGGGAAAGGAGGUAGUCCAGGGGGGGUUUCUCCCCAAGCUCCCCAAGCGAGCCGCCAAGUCCCAGAGCCCUUUAAGGCCAUCCGAGAUGAAGGAGGCCCCGGUCGCGUAAGCUCCAGCAGGCUAUCCGUUGGUAGUCGCGGCUAUACGGACAUUCCUCUUUCGCCGUACCGGCCGUCGCUCGACUUCCAGGCGGACCAAAAGGAUACCGGGCGCUGGAAUCACGUCUAUUUGCACGUGGGUAAAGGCUCGGGUGCUCAUACCCUGCAGCCAUGAGAACUGCAAACCUCGG